GUCCAUCCGCGCUUGAGACGUUGUCCGGGAGGAGGCGGGGCUGGCCGAGGGGUGGAGCGUGCAGGAGCCGGUAGCUCCCUAGAAAGAGAGUGCUUGGCUUCUACCCUGUGGAUGCGCUGACUGUCCAGCACACCAAAGCUGCGGCCAUGGCUUCCGAAGGUAGAGAAAGCAAGCCCCAGUCACCGAAGGGCAAAAGACCGGCUCCCACCAAAGAAGUGAACUCAAAGGAAAAGAAGUUGUUCGAGAAUCUCUCCGGUGCUGGCAAAGCCAUCGGGGUCCUCACUAGUGGCGGUGAUGCCCAAGGAAUGAAUGCUGCUGUUCGAGCUGUAGUACGGAUGGGAAUCUAUGUGGGAGCCAAAGUGUAUUUUAUAUAUGAGGGUUAUCAAGGUAUGGUAGAUGGAGGCAAUAAUAUCGUUGAAGUGAACUGGGAAUGUGUUUCCAGCAUUCUCCAAGUGGGAGGAACGGUCAUUGGCAGUGCGCGUUGCCAAGCAUUCCGUACCCGGGAAGGCCGCUUAAAAGCAGCUUAUAACUUGAUUCAAGAGGGAAUCACUAACCUGUGUGUGAUUGGUGGGGAUGGAAGCUUAACAGGAGCCAACCUUUUCCGUGAAGAAUGGAGUGGACUCCUGGCAGAAUUGGCCCAAACUGGUAAAAUUGAUAAAGAAGCCGUGAAGAAAUAUGCCUACCUCAACAUUGUGGGGAUGGUGGGCUCUAUAGACAAUGACUUCUGUGGGACGGAUAUGACAAUUGGUACCGACUCUGCUUUGCACAGGAUCAUUGAAGUCGUGGAUGCCAUCAUGACCACUGCCCAGAGUCACCAGAGGACCUUUGUUCUGGAGGUUAUGGGAAGACACUGUGGGUAUCUAGCUCUUGUAAGUGCCCUGGCUUGUGGUGCAGAUUGGGUGUUUAUUCCUGAAUACCCACCAGAAGAAGGCUGGGAGAAGCAACUGUGCGUUAAACUAUCAGAGAACCGUGCCCGCAAGAAGAGGCUGAACAUCAUAAUUGUUGCAGAAGGAGCGAUUGAUAUCCAUAAUAAACCUAUUUCUUCUGAGCAUGUUAAGGAUCUUGUAGUUAAACAACUGGGAUAUGAUACUCGUGUGACAAUCCUUGGACACGUCCAAAGAGGAGGAACUCCUUCUGCUUUCGACAGGAUUCUGGCUAGUCGAAUGGGUGUGGAUGCUGUAUUAGCCCUUCUUGAGGGCACACCAAAUACCCCGGCGUGUGUUGUGUCUCUGUCUGGAAACCAGGCUGUGCGUCUGCCCCUGAUGGAGUGUGUACAUUUGACUCAGGAAGUUCAGAAGGCAAUGGAUAAAAGACAAUUUGAUGAGGCUGUGAAGCUUCGAGGAAGGAGCUUCGAGAACAACCUGAACACCUAUAAAAUGCUUUCUCAAAAAAAAUCAGAUGCAGAACUUCCAAAGAGCAAUUUUAAUGUGGCUGUUAUGAAUGUGGGUGCUCCUGCUGCAGGGAUGAAUGCUGCCGUCCGUUCGGCAGUGAGGAUGGGCAUCAUUGAGGGUCAUAAGAUGCUUGCUGUCAGUAAUGGCUUUGAAGGAUUUUCUAAAGGUCAGAUAAAAGAAAUCACCUGGGGAGCUGUUGGAGGUUGGACUGGCCAAGGAGGAUCCAUUCUUGGCACAAAACGUACUCUUCCUGCAAUGUAUUUGGCGAAGAUUGCUGAACAGAUGCGUACUCAUAAUAUCAAUGCUCUUUUGGUUAUUGGUGGAUUUGAGGCCUACCUGGGAUUGCUGGAAUUGUUAGCUGCCCGUGAAAAAUAUGAGGAAUUCUGUGUUCCUAUGGUUAUGGUUCCUGCAACUGUAUCCAACAAUGUACCUGGUUCAGAUUUCAGCAUUGGUGCAGAUACUGCUCUGAACACUAUAACUGAUACUUGUGAUCGAAUCAAGCAAUCAGCUAGUGGGACCAAGAGGCGGGUCUUCAUCAUCGAGACAAUGGGUGGCUACUGUGGAUAUCUGGCCAGCAUGGGUGGCCUUUCUGCUGGGGCUGAUAUAGCAUAUAUUUUUGAAGAAAAGUUUGACAUCCGAGAACUACAGGCUAACGUGGAACAUUUGACAGAGAAAAUGAAGACCAGCAUUCAACGAGGCCUGGUGCUCAGAAACGAGAACUGUAAUGAAAAUUAUACCACUGAUUUCAUUUAUCAACUCUACUCUGAGGAAGGAAAAGGAGUAUUUGAUUGCAGAAAGAAUGUCUUGGGUCACAUGCAACAGGGUGGAGCACCUUCUCCUUUUGACAGAAACUUUGGAACAAAAAUUUCUGCCAAAGCUGUUCAGUGGAUUUCACAUAAACUAAAGGAAAGUUAUCGAAAAGGAAAAGUCUUUGCCAACACUGAUGAUUCAGUUUGUCUGUUAGGAAUGCGCACACGGACUCUUCUUUUCCAACCUGUGGCUGAACUAAAGAAUCAAACGGAUUUUGUGCACAGAAUUCCCAAAGAACAAUGGUGGUUGAAACUCCGACCUUUGAUGAAAAUUUUGGCCAAGUAUAAAAUCAGCUAUGAUGUUUCCGAUUCAGGUCUGUUUGAACAUGUACCUGGCAUUAACACAGAAGGUUAACUCACAACAUGUUAAGUCAUGUGGAGUCACAUUGUGUGUCUGUAAUGAUGCUUUAGAAUUUUUUGGUCACUGCUAUUUUUUGUAACACUUAAGUUAUUGUAUAAGCACUUUAUGCAAAAUAAGGAAUAGGUUGCAAUUUUUUUUUCUGUAUUGUGUCAGAUAUUAAAUACUCAAUCACUUAACUACAAAGUACUGAUUAUCAAUAUCACUCUCAUUUACAUAUUACCUAAUGAUCCUUACAAAAUAAAUAAUUCAAAUGC
Messenger RNA from Trichosurus vulpecula (common brushtail), 2815 nucleotides. It is a transcript of the gene PFKP, whose product is annotated as phosphofructokinase, platelet. The transcript has 22 exons. The coding region runs from base 147 to 2555 and encodes 802 amino acids. NCBI's taxonomy places the organism in Eukaryota, Metazoa, Chordata, Mammalia, Diprotodontia, Phalangeridae. Gene Ontology annotation, molecular function: ATP binding; identical protein binding; monosaccharide binding. Gene Ontology annotation, cellular component: cytoplasm; membrane; 6-phosphofructokinase complex. The record is from RefSeq and is a predicted model, not a curated record. Gene Ontology annotation, biological process: canonical glycolysis; fructose 1,6-bisphosphate metabolic process; fructose 6-phosphate metabolic process.